Planococcus citri (citrus mealybug) is the source of this 2711-nucleotide messenger RNA. It is a transcript of the gene rt, whose product is annotated as Protein O-mannosyltransferase rt. NCBI's taxonomy places the organism in Eukaryota, Metazoa, Arthropoda, Insecta, Hemiptera, Pseudococcidae. Gene Ontology annotation, biological process: protein O-linked glycosylation via mannose. Gene Ontology annotation, molecular function: dolichyl-phosphate-mannose-protein mannosyltransferase activity. Gene Ontology annotation, cellular component: membrane; endoplasmic reticulum. The transcript is spliced from 13 exons. Bases 213 to 2537 code for a protein of 774 amino acids. The record is from RefSeq and is a predicted model, not a curated record.
GUUCCGCAUUCUUGAAAUUUUGAAACGUAAACAGGAAAAUUGUCUGAAAUCGUCGUAUCGUGCAUCAUGCAGGUCAUUAGCUAGUCAUUUGAUGCGAUAGAUGUGUAAAUUUUUGGGUAAUGGACUCAAAAAUGACACGAAACGGAAAUACUCCCUUGAAGUAAUGACAAUAUCAAGUAUUAUUUUUACCCGAGUUACUUAAGUAUACGAUUAUGGAAAAGAAAACGAACAAAGCAUCCAAAAAACAAAAAUUCAAAGAGCAAAAUGAUCAAAACACUCAAGCUCAACACUCGAUCGACGGUGCGAAACCGAAGCUCAGUAAAUCUCCAAAAAAUGAGGAUACCCCAGUUCCUAAUACUCCACCAAAUGACACAAAAUUGCCUUCACACAGGUUCUUGAUCGAUGUGAAACUCGAUGCUAUUUCUAUUGCACUUUUUGCUAUAGCACUAUUUACCAGAUUUUACAAGCUAGAAGAACCUCGAAAUAUAGUAUUCGACGAAUUACAUUAUGGAAAAUACGUCAGUUUAUACAUGAGAAGAACGUUUUUCUUCGAUUCUCAUCCACCUCUUGGCAAACAACUGAUAGCUAUUGCCGCGUAUUUUGCUAAUUUUGACGGUAAAUUUAAAUUCGAUAAAAUUGGCAGCAUUUAUAGCGAAAAUGUGCCAUUAUUUACGUUACGCUUGAUUCCGGCAUUAUGUGGCAGUUUAAUUACUCCGCUGACGUAUCAUUUCAUGUUGGAAUUGGGCUGUAAACAAUGGACUGCUAUUUUAGCUUCGUUUAUUUUACUUUGUGAUAAUGCAAUGCUCACUCAAUCUAGGUUCAUACUGAUGGAACCUAUGCUUAUUUUUUUCUCAUUUCUGGGACUAAUCUGCAUUUUAAAAUAUAUUAAAUCGUUGGAAAAUCGUGGAUUCUUGUAUCAAUGGUUUCUACUAACCUUAGCUUUUACUUUUUUGACCGUAGCUAUUUGUAUCAAAUACGCUGGAUGGUUUUCAUGGUUGCUCGGUGUGAUAUUAGUUUGGACUCAGUAUUGGCAACGUGUUCUCCCAAAUCGUUUAAUCUCUAAUUGGAAAGCUUUUGGAACAGCUUCGAUACAAUUUCUAAUAAUUAAUGGAAUCUCAGUGCUAUUAUAUCUAUCAGUAUUUUAUGUUCAUUUGAACGUUUUAAAAAAGGCUGGUCCUCACGAUAGUGUGAUGACUAGUGCUUUCCAAGCCAGCUUAGAAGGUGGGCUGGCAUCGAUAACAAAAGGUCAACCUUUACAAGUAGCUCAUGGAUCUCAAAUUACCCUCAGACAUACUCAUGGACGUACUUGUUGGUUACAUUCACAUGCUCACGUGUAUCCUUUACGAUACGCGGAUAAAAGAGGCAGCUCACAUCAGCAACAAGUCACUUGCUAUACGUUUAAGGACGUUAAUAAUUGGUGGAUUGUUAAACGACCCAAUAAAGACACGUUGGUCGUCAAUGAUCCAAUAGAUGUUAUAAAACAUGGCGAUAUUAUACAACUAGUGCAUGGAAUUACUAGUCGAGCUCUAAAUACUCACGAUGUAGCUGCGCCUAUGUCACCUCAUAAUCAAGAAGUUUCGUGUUACAUAGAUUACAAUGUAUCUAUGCCAACGCAAAAUCUUUGGAGAGUUGAAAUAAUCAAUAAAGAUCAAACGGAUAAUGCUUGGCAUAGUAUUCAAUCAAUGGUGAGAUUAGUACACGUAAACUCUUCUCAAGCUUUAAAAUUCAGUGGUCGCCAGUUACCAGACUGGGGUUUCUUUCAACACGAAAUCGUCACCGAUAAAGUUAUUCAACAAGAAGACACAGUGUGGAAUGUAGAAGAACACAGAUACACUAAAAGCGAAGAUGAAAAAGAACGUGAACGAGACAUGGUCAGCGCCGAAAUGAUCCCUUUAAGAGCGACGUCACUUUCUUUCUGGGAUAAGUUCUACGAACUUCAAUAUAAGAUGUUCUUCAACCAUCAAGAAAACGUACAAAACCAUAUGUACAGCAGUGAUCCUAUAGAAUGGCCUUUGGUUGGCCGAGGGAUCGCGUACUGGGUCAGCACCGAGCAUAAUGGUCAAAUUCAUCUACUAGGAAAUAUCUUGGUGUGGUAUUCUGGAGCUGUGGCUGUAUUCUUGUAUUCCGCUAUUGUUGUGUUUUAUUUGCUUCGUCGUAGACGUAAAUGUUACGAUAUUGAUGAAGAAACGUGGCAACAUUUUGUUAAAAUCGGACAAAUUUUGUUAUUUGGGUAUUUAUUGCAUUACUUGCCUUAUUUUUUCGUCGACCGGACGUUAUUCUUGCAUCACUAUUUGCCAGCUCUUGUAUUCAAGUGCCUUUUGACAGCUGCUGUCAUUGAACACAUCAGUAUUCUACUUAGAAAAUACCAUUUCGUAAGGAUAUUUUAUUAUCUACUAGUGUGUUGUUGGGUCAUCAGCGUAUUUUGGAUUUUCCGUAAAUUCUGUGUUCUGAGUUACGGUAUCGCUCCGUUAUCAUCUUUAGAUGUGAUCAAAUUACGUUGGAAAGAUUCGUGGGAUUUUAUUAUACAUAAGCAAUAGUAGAUGAGACGUUCCUUUAUAUAUUUCAGUGAAUCAUUCCAUGACCAAGGAUACUUAAAUGCUGCAACUUUCUACUUAAUUUUUAAAUUUUUUAUUUAUUUUAAUGUUACGUUUUAACUUAUUUAUUGCGAAUUUCGUUUUAAUUCUUUUUUAAAUACACGUUACACAAAAGUU